UACACCACAUUUCACACGGCUCCAGCAAUGCAUAACAACCAUUAACCACCUCUAUAAAUACCCCCUCAAAACCCAUAUCUACCCAUUACACCAUAGAAGUACACACAACUCACUCCAACGUAAUGGCACCAAAGCUAGCCACAUUACUCAUCUUUCUAGCCGUUAUCUACCUAGCCCAAACCACCAAUUCCACCACCAUCAAACCCUCCUCCAGCUUCAUCAAGUCGUCUUGCGCCACCGCAACCUACCCGGCCUUAUGCGAACAAUCUCUUUCGCCUUUCGCCAAAACCAUCCAAACCAGCCGGGCCCAGUUGGCCCGGACCGCGUUGGCCGUGAGCCUUAAACAGUCCCAAACCACCCAAGCCUAUUUAAACAAGCUUAAGCAAGUUAAAGGACUAAAGCCCCGUGAACGGUCCGCAAUUGGAGACUGUUUAGAAGAAGUUAGUGAUAGUUUGGACCGGGUCAGCAAGUCCAUCAAAGAGCUCAAGAACUGUGACCGGGUUAAGGGUCAGGAGUUCAUUUGGCACAUGAGUAAUGUCCAGACAUGGGUUAGCUCUGCACUGACUGACGAGAACACUUGUAUGGAUGGGUUCGGGGGUAAAGUCAUGGAGGGUCGGGUCAAAUCAUCGGUUCGGGCUCAUAUCACUAGUGUUGCACAUGUUACUAGUAAUGCUCUAGCACUUGUUAACAACUUUGCACAAAAGCAUUAGUUGUUGACUGGUGUGUAAUGUUACUUACUAUAGUACACCAUCACCAAUGAACCUUUUUUUGUGUUAUAUGUUAGUAGUGUUGUUAACCCGUUUGCGCGUGUUUGGGUCGGGUUUGAGUAAGUUUUACGGAUAUGGAAGAUGUAUAAAUUAAUAAGUGUUAUAUAUAUAUAUAUAUAAAUGUUUUUUUUUUUUGUUUAGCAUAAACAAUGAGGUUGUAAAAUUAUUAAGUC
This is a messenger RNA of Helianthus annuus (common sunflower), 940 nucleotides long. Its product is annotated as 21 kDa protein. Gene Ontology annotation, biological process: negative regulation of catalytic activity. The transcript has a single exon. The record is from RefSeq and is a predicted model, not a curated record. NCBI's taxonomy places the organism in Eukaryota, Viridiplantae, Streptophyta, Magnoliopsida, Asterales, Asteraceae. The coding region runs from base 123 to 710 and encodes 195 amino acids. Gene Ontology annotation, molecular function: enzyme inhibitor activity.